Messenger RNA from Drosophila erecta, 294 nucleotides. RefSeq lists its product as uncharacterized. NCBI's taxonomy places the organism in Eukaryota, Metazoa, Arthropoda, Insecta, Diptera, Drosophilidae. The transcript has 2 exons. The record is from RefSeq and is a predicted model, not a curated record.
AUGCAAGGAUGCUGGGCUCUCUCGCAGGACGCCACUGGACGAGGACCGCAUUCAAAUGCCGCAGCAGUGCAACGACAGUCGAGGGACCCGAAAUCCGGCAAUCCACUAUCUCACUACACUGCAAGAAAUUAAUGGGUUAAAUUGAAAUUUCACGCUUUGCUGGCUUCGCAGCUCGUUGUCAGGGCUUGGAAUAGGUCAGGUUGGAGUCGCUCUCGGUCCGUGAAGGUAUCCUUGAAACGAGUGCAUAUUUAUAGUAAUGCGGGUCAGGUUAACCCAAGCGAGGGAUUAUUUUAG